Messenger RNA from Manihot esculenta (cassava), 2430 nucleotides. RefSeq names its product aspartic proteinase nepenthesin-1. Gene Ontology annotation, biological process: proteolysis. Gene Ontology annotation, molecular function: aspartic-type endopeptidase activity. NCBI's taxonomy places the organism in Eukaryota, Viridiplantae, Streptophyta, Magnoliopsida, Malpighiales, Euphorbiaceae. The coding region runs from base 163 to 2097 and encodes 644 amino acids. The record is from RefSeq and is a predicted model, not a curated record. The transcript has 12 exons.
AUCCAACUUCCAGCUUUGAUAGCUCCGUUGUACCCGUUUUAGCUAUUUCUCUCUCUCUCUCUAAGCUGAUGUACUCUCCUCUUCUCUUUUCUUCUCGCCAAUGUAUCAUUUACCCAUCUAAAUAAUUAUCUUCCUCUCGCCUGAACCACCGCCAACUCAGUCAUGGCAUUGACACCGUCAUCGAUUCAGCUAACCACCUUCUUCUUCUUCUUCUUCUUCCAACUGGAUGCCGCCACCGUGCACGGCGUCUCCGCCGAUUCCACCAACACACUCCUAGAUGGAGCCCGACCUGCCAUGGUAUUGCCGCUCUUUCUAUCUCCUUCCAAUUCUUCCAAAACGUUGUCGAAUCUGCAUCGCCAUCUCCAGGGAUCCAAUGCCAGCAAACGUCCCUACGCUCGCAUGGGACUCUACGACGAUCUUCUCCUCAAUGGGUACUACACUACGCGGCUUUGGAUCGGGACGCCACCUCAGAAAUUUGCUGUUAUCGUUGAUACAGGCAGUACUAUUACGUAUGUCCCGUGCUCUUCUUGUGAGCAAUGCGGCAAGCACCAGGAUCCGAAAUUUCAGCCAGAAUUGUCAGUCUCCUAUCAACCUGUAAAGUGCAACAUUGAUUGCACCUGUGAUGAUGAAAAUGUACAGUGUGUUUAUGAUAGACAGUAUGCUGAGAUGAGCGCUAGCAGUGGUGUUCUUGGUGAGGACAUCAUAUCCUUUGGGAAUCAGAGUGAACUGGCACCCCAGCGUGCUGUUUUUGGUUGUGAGAAUCUGGAAACUGGUGACAUUUACAGUCAACACGCCGACGGCAUAAUGGGAUUGGGCCGAGGUGAUCUCAGUAUUGUUGAUCAACUUGUUGAAAAAGGUGUAAUAAGUGACUCAUUCUCAUUGUGUUAUGGUGGAAUGGAUAUUGGUGGGGGUGCAAUGGUUCUUGGUGGUAUAUCUCCUCCUUCAGACAUGGUCUUUACAGAUUCAGAUCCUGUGCGCAGUCCAUACUAUAACAUUGAUUUGAAGGAGAUACAUGUGGCGGGGAAGCGGUUGCCUUUAAACCCAAGUGUAUUUGAUGGAAGACACGGUACUGUCCUGGAUAGUGGUACGACAUAUGCUUACCUACCAGAAACGGCAUUUGCAGCAUUUAAGGAUGCUUUUAUGAAGGAACUUAAUGCCUUAAAGCAGAUCCGUGGUCCUGAUCCAAAUUAUAAUGAUAUUUGCUUUUCUGGUGCUCCAAGUGAUGUUUCCCAACUCUCAAAUACAUUUCCACCAAUCGAUAUGGUAUUUGGUAAUGGGAAACUGUUGUCAUUAUCACCUGAAAAUUACUUAUUCCGGCAUUCCAAAGUGCGUGGUGCAUACUGUCUAGGUGUAUUCCAAAAUGGGCAUGAUCCAACUACUCUUCUAGGAGGAAUCAUUGCCCGCAACACUCUUGUGAUGUAUGAUCGUGAAAAUUCAAAGAUGGGUUUCUGGAAGACCAAUUGUUCUGAGUUGUGGGAAAGACUUCACAGAACUGGUGCUCCAGCACCAUCAUCCUCAGCUUCAAAUCGAACUAACUCAACCAUAGGAAUGCCACCUACAUUGGCUCCUAGUAACCAACUGCAAUAUAUUCUCCCAGGUUCUGAUGAACUCCAAAUUGGACAAAUAACAUUUGAAAUUUCAAUGAAUGUCAACUCGUCGGAUUUGGAGCCGCACAUUACAGAACUUAUUGGAUUCAUUUCUCAGGGGUUAGGUGUUAAUGCCUUGCAGGUCAGUAUGCUGAAUCUCACUUCUAAAGGAAAUCAUUCGCAUCUUGUAUGGUCUAUAUUCCCUCCAGGAUCUGCUGAUCACUUUUCUAAUGCUACUGCUCUUAGUAUAAUUUCCAGGGUUGCAGAACAUCAAAUGCGGCUUCCUGACGCCUUUGGAAGUUAUGAGUUGGUUCAGUGGAAAAUUGAGCCUCCAGCAAAUCGGACAUGGUGGAACCAACACUAUUUACUGGUGGUUUUAGCCAUUAUUAUGUUAAUUGUUGGAUUAUCAGCUUCUGGAAUUUGGUUCACUUGGAGUCGAGGACGACAAACAUCGAAUGUAUAUAAGCCUGUUGGUGCACCAGCUCCUGAGCAAGAACUACAGCCGCUAUAAACUCUCAUUGGCUUUCUGUGAUAUACACCAACUAUAUGAGAUUGGCAUUUUUUACUCCAACUGCCGUAAAUUUGCAAGAAGACUACUUCAUUCUACCAAAGAUUUUGUCAAGCCACAUAGACUGUCCUUCCAAAUCUUAUAUUAUAAAGGUAUGUAAAGAAACAACUGCACUUGUUAUUAUUUUAGUAUUGCUUAAUAAUGGGAAUGCUGGAAAAUUUUUUCAUUGGUUUACUUUUUGCACUGUCUGUUGCUUUUGAAGAAUAUUUGCUUGACUAGAGAAAGGCAUUUUGAUGGAAUAAACCUCUUUUGUACUUGGAAAAUUUCAAAAUUCAA